AUGUCAUUAUCCAUCCACACUGUCGAGGACCUUUCCGUGGAGUUCCUAUCAACGGCACUCGGCAGGAAGGUCCACAAAUUCUCCUCUGACCGUAUCGGAACCGGUCAAGUAGGAGAGUGUCAUCGCGUACAUUUGGAAUACACCGACGGCGAGACUGGGCCUGCCAGUGUUGUUAUCAAGCUCGCUGCUUCAGGGACUCAGAGUCGGCAGUCGGGCUGGAAACUGGGAAUAUACGAGCGCGAAUCUCGCUUCUACUCUGAUAUAGCCCCGACACUUGAUGGAUGUUCGGCUAUUGUCAAGUCCUAUAGCACCGUUGCCGAUCGAGACCGGGAUGGAUUCCAUAUUCUGCUUGAGGAUAUCUCGCCCGCGACAGUCGGAAACGACCUUAUAGGUGCUUCCUUAGACGAGGCCCGGCUUGCAGUGCAGGCACUGGGGACUAUACAAGGAGUCGCCCUUAAGAAAACGCCCCCCGAAUGGCUGGAUGUAGGGAUGAAAGCUUCCCAGGCUGAAUUGCAGGCUUUCUGGAAGGGCUUCCUGGGUCGGUACCAAGACAGGGUCAAGACCGAGCAUCGCGAGGUAGUUGAACGAUGGCUCAGCUGUUUCGACAAGUACGCGGAAACACUCAUGGACUCUAAAAGCCAGAGGUGCCUGGUACAUGGUGACUAUCGCCUAGAUAAUAUGCUGUUUCGGCGGGGACAGUCGGUUUCGUUCUCUAUAGUUGACUGGCAGAUGGUCAACUACGGCCCUGUUUUCCAGGAUCUCGCUUUCUUCCUCGGGGUUUCAGUUCCCACAGAGACUCGAAGAGCUCAUGAAAAGGAGCUUGUCCAGAUUUAUUACGAUGCCCUCGGACCUAACCCGCCGUUCUCACUGGAAGAAUGCAUUGGGGGUGUUCAUAGACAGAGCUUUCUAGGUCUGCCUAUGGCCUUCGCGUCGCCCAUGCUGCUCGAACAGACCGAUCGCGGCGACGACAUGUUCCUGACCAUGCUAGACCGACUAGCUACCUAUGUCAUCGACACAAACGCAGUUGAAACGCUGCCCAAACCCGGCCUUCCCGCGCCGUUAGCUGUAGAUGCUAACGAUGAGGGCGCACACCCUGCUGGUGAAGACCCCCUCCACAAUGAGAGCUGGUAUUUCGAUGUAGCCGACGUCGAGCAGGGAAUUGGAGUUUGGAUUCGGCUAGGCGUAACUCCGAAUCAACCGGGCUCGUGGUACAAUGCGUUGAUAUCUGGACCUGGACGACCAACUGUUGCUGUUGUCGACUUCGAAGCACCCACACCGGGAUCAGACCUGGUCAUUAACAGUGACCGUAUCAAGGCAACCCAUUCACCGGAUCAACCAUUGAAGGAAUACCGUCUUACCCUCAUCGGCCGCGGUGAAUCGUUCGACGACCCUUCUGCCCUUCUCCGAGGUGAGAAAGGGUCGCCUGUCGCUGUGCAUAUAGAUCUGACGUGGUAUACAACGGGAACACCAUAUCAAUGGCGGAUCGCAACACGGUAUGAGAUCCCUUGCACAGUCAGUGGUACGAUUCUGGUCGAUAAAACCGUCACAACGUUCACCCACGCCCCCGGACAGCGAGACCACUCCUGGGGUGUUCGCGACUGGUGGGCCUUCGACUGGGUUUGGAGUGCAUUCCAUCUCGAAGACGGGACUCAUUUCCACGGUGUGCAAGUUCGAUUACCUUCUGGAUCUAUACCAAUUGGAUACAUCCAGAGUCCAACUAUUCCUAUCGCGGAGCUUAGUGGUGUGGAUGUCAUGGAGCAGGUCUCGCCGGAUGGUCUGCCGCAGACUGCGUUGAUUAAAUAUUCUUCUGCUGGGCUUGAUGAUACCGUCCUUCAUAUUCAGCCUCGUGGACAAGCGCCUGUGCGUCUUACGGCGCCGGAUGGCCGUGUAUCAUUCUUUCCCCGUCUGUGGGCGGAGGUUCGGGCACAGGAUGGACGUAAGGGAGUUGGCUGGAUUGAGUGGAAUUUUUGCCAGUGA
Messenger RNA from Aspergillus versicolor CBS 583.65, 1977 nucleotides. RefSeq lists its product as uncharacterized. The record is from RefSeq and is a predicted model, not a curated record. The coding region runs from base 1 to 1977 and encodes 658 amino acids. The transcript has a single exon. Lineage: Eukaryota; Fungi; Ascomycota; Eurotiomycetes; Eurotiales; Aspergillaceae.